Gongylonema pulchrum is the source of this 348-nucleotide messenger RNA. The record is from the annotation of a GenBank genome assembly. NCBI's taxonomy places the organism in Eukaryota, Metazoa, Nematoda, Chromadorea, Rhabditida, Gongylonematidae.
GAAGCAGCCAAAAAAUUUAUUUUUACUGGAAGUGCAAGUGCUCGACUCCGAGGGAUUCAUGGCGGUCAGUCAAUUGAUCGAAUGAAUAGCCGGGAUGACAGAGGCAUAAAGUCAUUGCUGAGCACCGAAAGAAGUUUUCCGAUAACUCGAAAUGAGAAAAGGUCCUUGAAAGGUGUACAAGUCAAUUUACCGACGUGUGAACUGCCGGAUGUGGAGGAAUGGAGCGAAGACAACACGAACGGUGACGGCGUGAAUUCCACCGAUCGAAGGCAUUCCGCCGAGGCUGCCCUGCUUUCUGUCCAUGAAAAUAAUGCUGGUUUGUUUACCCACUUCAUUAAUAAAAUAUAG